This is a messenger RNA of Colletotrichum abscissum, 822 nucleotides long. RefSeq names its product 14-3-3 family protein. Bases 1 to 822 code for a protein of 273 amino acids. Gene Ontology annotation, cellular component: cytoplasm. The record is from RefSeq and is a predicted model, not a curated record. The transcript is spliced from 5 exons. Gene Ontology annotation, biological process: signal transduction; intracellular protein localization. Lineage: Eukaryota; Fungi; Ascomycota; Sordariomycetes; Glomerellales; Glomerellaceae.
AUGUCUGGCGAUCGUGAAAGCAAGACCUUCCUCGCCCGCCUUUGCGAGCAGGCCGAGCGCUACGAUGAGAUGGUUGGCUACAUGAAGGAGGUCGCCAAGCUGGGCGGUGAGCUGAGCGUCGAUGAGCGCAACCUCCUCAGCGUUGCCUACAAGAACGUCGUCGGUACCCGCCGUGCCUCCUGGCGCAUCAUCUCCUCCAUUGAGCAGAAGGAGGAGAGCAAGGGCACCGACAAGCACGUCGGCACCAUCCGCGAGUACCGCACCAAGAUCGAGCUCGAGCUCGAGCAGGUCUGCCAGGAUGUCCUCGAUGUCCUCGACGACAGCCUUAUCCCCAACGCCCAGACUGGCGAGUCCAAGGUCUUUUACCACAAGAUGAAGGGUGACUACCACCGCUACCUCGCUGAGUUCGCCUCCGGCGAGAAGCGCAAGGGUGCUGCCACUGCUGCCCACGACGCCUACAAGAGCGCUACCGAUGUCGCUCAGACCGAGCUGACCCCCACUCACCCCAUCCGUCUUGGCCUGGCCCUCAACUUCUCCGUCUUCUACUACGAGAUCCUGAACUCGCCCGACCGUGCUUGCCACCUCGCCAAGCAGGCCUUCGACGAUGCUAUCGCCGAGCUCGACUCUCUCUCCGAGGAGUCUUACCGCGACAGCACCCUCAUCAUGCAGCUCCUGCGUGACAACCUCACUCUCUGGACCUCUUCCGACAGCGGCGACGCUGAGGGUGCUGCUGCCGGCACCACCGAGGCUGCUGAGGAGAAGAAGGAGGAGCCCAAGGCCGAGGAGCCCAAGGCCACCGAGGAGACCCCCGCUGCCUCCUAA